AUGGAGAAGGGCAUCAACUGUGAAUUUGGAGAGCAGCUUUCCAGAGACCAGAAGGACAGGCAGCUAGCUGGCUUGCCCCCCCAGGAACCGGCAGUAAUCUUGGAAUUGUACAACAGCAUGAUUCAAUUCCCUACAGGGGCCAUGGCUGCCAAACAGCUCUGUGGCCCAGCGGGGCUGGCCCCGAAGUUUUUCUGGCUAACUAACCAAAGAUGCCUCAACCCGAGAGGAGCAUGCCAGAGUACCUGGAGUGGCUCAGGAGCAUCAUUCUAUCCCUUCAGCUCCUUCCAGUUGUCUUGCCCCAGAAGACCAGUUGGCAGUGUGCAUGCUCCUCUGUCCUCAAGUACAUCCAUCACCUGUUUGGAUCUCGUGCCAGCUAUCCCCUGCUCCACUGCCAGGUGGAGCACCUUCUGAGCCAAGCCUACUGUCACUGGUGGACCAGGGACUUUGGAGAGCAGGAGGAAUCUUCUGGAGCGGAGGUGCCCUGGGAUGUCAUCAUCUGUCUCUGUGUCCAGCAAUUACUACAGACCUGGAGCCCUCCCAGGCAGCCAGGAAUGCCAGCUGUGGAACACCAGGGGAGAGAGGUCCAGGUCUGCUGUUUCAAAGACAGUCUGAGGGAGUACUGCCUCCCGGACUCCUGGGAAAAUACUAGGCGGAAGCCCAGGACAGAGAUGGUGCAGCAUGAGAAAGAGCAGGCUUUGUAAGACUCUCAAUGGAAUGAUGCAAUGAAGUGUGCCUUCCUCA
Molecule: messenger RNA, 741 nt
Organism: Vombatus ursinus (common wombat)
Lineage: Eukaryota; Metazoa; Chordata; Mammalia; Diprotodontia; Vombatidae
Product: germinal-center associated nuclear protein-like
Exons: 3
Coding region: 210-701 (163 amino acids)
Source: RefSeq, a predicted model, not a curated record